AUGAAUACGUUGAUCGUCAGCCAAUGUCAAGAGGGAAUACCUCCUCAAAAUGCAAGUCUGGAUUGUUCACCGAACUAUAGGAUUGUUGUCAAGCAAGCCAUUUAUUCGCUGGUGACAUCUUGUGAAACCUUCAACAUUUCUUCAGACUCAGACUGUCACUCGAAUAUGGGCAACACAAAAGGUUCAGCAUCCCCCGGUACAACCACACAAGGUACAACCACAAAAGGUUCAACUACACAAGGUACAACCACACAAUUUCCAACAAGCGAAGGUACGGCCACACAAGAUCUAACCACCGAAGGUCCAACAACCAAAAGUCUAACCACACAAGUUACACCCACCCAAGGUACAACCACACCAACUGCCACCAAAUUUACAACCGCACAUGGUACAACCAUGCAAGGGCCAACAACUUUAGGUACAGCCACACAAGGUCCAAACAACAAAGUUACAACCACACAGGGAACAACCAAACAAUUUCUAACAACCGAAGGUACGGCCACACAAGGUCCAACCACCAAAGGUCCAACAGCCGAAGGUUCAACCACAAAAUUUCCAACAACCCAAGGUACUACCACACCAACUGCCACUAAAGUUACAACCGCACAUGGUACAACCAUGCAACGGCCAACAACUUCAGGUACAGCCACACAAGGUCCAACCACCCAAGUUACAACCACACAACGUACAACCACACAAGGUCCAACAACCACAAAAUAUCCAAAAGCCCAAGGUUCAUUCACUCAAGGGCCGGCAACACAAGGUCAUACCACAAAAGUUACCACCACCCAUGUAACAAUCACCAAAGGUGCAGCCACCGACGGUCUAACCAUACACGCAUCUCAGUCUCGGAACCAACACACCAAAUCAAGCUUGUUCACGGCAGCCAAGGAUGACAGUGAACGCAAUGUGAUUGGCUAUUGUCUAACCGGUCACGUGAUGAAGGUUGUUCAAAUGGUUAGCCAGUUACGGUGCGCUAUGAUGUGCAACGACAAUACAAGUUGUGUGUCAUUCAACUACGUGAAGAGAGACGGUGUGUGCGAGUUGAAUGACGAAAACAAAGAGGGCGCCGAGUCUGAAUACCUCACUCGUUAUGACGGAUGCACUUAUAUUGGACGAGUCUAA
Messenger RNA from Lytechinus pictus (painted urchin), 1125 nucleotides. RefSeq names its product mucin-2-like. The transcript is spliced from 3 exons. NCBI's taxonomy places the organism in Eukaryota, Metazoa, Echinodermata, Echinoidea, Temnopleuroida, Toxopneustidae. The record is from RefSeq and is a predicted model, not a curated record. Bases 1 to 1125 code for a protein of 374 amino acids.